Molecule: messenger RNA, 3008 nt
Organism: Drosophila ananassae
Lineage: Eukaryota; Metazoa; Arthropoda; Insecta; Diptera; Drosophilidae
Product: probable beta-hexosaminidase fdl
Exons: 5
Coding region: 20-2011 (663 amino acids)
Biological process (GO): glycosaminoglycan metabolic process; carbohydrate metabolic process; ganglioside catabolic process
Cellular component (GO): membrane
Molecular function (GO): beta-N-acetylhexosaminidase activity
Source: RefSeq, a predicted model, not a curated record
CCUACGUUAUCUGUAUAAGAUGUCCCUGGCGGUCUCGUUGCGACGAGCUCUUCUGGCGCUACUCUCCGGAGCCAUCUUCAUCCUGACGGUGCUCUACUGGAACCAGGGAACCAUCAAAACUCAGGCCUACAAUGAGGCCCUAGAACGCCACCCCAGCCAUCGGGAUGCCAGUGCCUUUCCCAUACCCGUCGAGAAGUCCUGGACGUACAAGUGCGAGAAUGACCGAUGCAUGCGAGUGGGCCACCACGGCAAGUCCGGCAAGCGCGUCUCGUUCAUCAGUUGCUCCAUGACGUGCGGCGACAUUAACAUCUGGCCCCAUCCCACCCACAAACAUGUGCUUAGUCCGCACACGCACAGCUUCUCCGUGGACGAUGUGCAACUGCAGGUGGACACUACUCAUCGGGAGGUCCGCAAGCAGCUGCAAACUGUCUUUGACUGGUUUCUGAAGGAUCUGCGACAGAUUCAGCGGCUGGACUAUGCCGGGAGUGGUUCAGAGCCCGCGGUCAGCGAAUCCUCGUCAUCGAAAUCCCGACGUCACACCCAACAGGACUCGGAACCAGCAGCCACGCUAUUCGGCGCCACCUUCGGGGCAAAGCAGGCCGGAGAUUUGUCCAGCGUUCAGGUCAAGAUCGCCGUACACAAGUCGGGAGACCUCAACUUUAGUCUCGACAACGAUGAGAGCUACUACCUAACAUCGAAUACCGAUGGGCACCGUUUGCUGGUGGAAAUCACUGCGAAUUCGUACUUCGGGGCCCGUCAUGGCCUUUCCACGCUGCAGCAACUAAUCUGGUUUGAUGACGAGGAUAGACUUCUGCACACCUAUGCCAGCAGCAAGGUUAAGGAUGCCCCCAAGUUCCGGUACCGCGGCUUGAUGCUGGACACAUCGCGGCACUUCUUCUCCGUGGAGGCCAUCAAGCGGACGAUCAUGGCCAUGGGCCUGGCCAAGCUGAACCGAUUCCACUGGCAUCUAACUGAUGCCCAGAGUUUUCCCUACAUUUCGCGGUACUAUCCCGAGCUGGCCGAGCACGGAGCCUACUCGGAGAGCGAGACUUACACAGAGCAGGAUGUGCGGGAAGUGGCGGAGUUUGCCAAGAUAUAUGGAGUGCAGGUGAUUCCGGAAAUCGAUGCUCCAGCCCAUGCGGGCAAUGGCUGGGAUUGGGGACCUAAACGCGGCAUGGGUGAGCUGGCGAUGUGUAUUAACCAGCAGCCCUGGAGCUUCUACUGCGGCGAGCCGCCUUGCGGUCAGCUGAAUCCGAAGAACAACCACACCUACCUCAUUCUGCAGCGCCUGUACGAGGAGCUGCUGCAGCAGACGGGACCCACGGACCUCUUCCACCUGGGUGGCGAUGAGGUGAACCUUGAUUGCUGGGCGCAGUAUUUUAAUGACACGGAUCUGCGCGGCAUGUGGUGCGACUUUAUGCUCCAGGCAAUGGCCAGACUAAAAGUGGCCAACAAUGGAGUGGCGCCCAAGCAUGUGGCAGUCUGGUCGAGUGCCCUCACCAACACCAAGUGUCUUCCAAACAGUCAAUUCGCCGUACAGGUCUGGGGCGGCAGCACCUGGCAGGAGAACUACGACCUGCUCGAUAACGGCUAUAAUGUGAUCUUCUCGCACGUGGACGCUUGGUACUUGGACUGCGGCUUUGGCAGUUGGCGGGCCACUGGCGAAGCUGCCUGUGCUCCCUACCGCACCUGGCAAAAUGUCUACAAGCACCGCCCGUGGGAGCGGAUGCGAUUGGACAAAAGGCGCAAGAAGCAGGUGUUGGGUGGUGAGGUGUGCAUGUGGACCGAACAGGUGGACGAAAAUCAGCUGGAUAACCGGCUGUGGCCCAGAUCUGCUGCCUUAGCUGAACGCCUCUGGACGGAUCCCAGUGACGAUCAUGACAUGGAUGUUGUGCCGCCGGAAGUGUUCCGCAGAAUCUCAUUGUUCCGAAACCGCCUUGUCGAGCUUGGGAUUAGGGCUGAAGCCCUGUUUCCCAAAUACUGUGCCCAGAAUCCCGGGGAAUGCAUUUGAUAUUACCUCUAAGAAGUAAAGGGAAACUCCUCCAAAACCCCCAACCCCUCCCGAAAUGUGCGUUAGUUAGUUAAUAGUCUAAUUGUUAUUUUAUACGGAUACCUAGGCUUCGAUUUGAAAGUAAGCAGGCGACUGUUUUAAAUGGUUUCUGGCAUAAACCAUAAUGACUCGAAUUUCGUUUUCAUAGAACAAAACACACACUAUACGAACACACACCCACACUUAGUACAAUUCAUUUUGAAUUAUUGCGCACACAGACAUUACAGAGUACAGAACGUAGAACGAUCGGAUGUGAGCAGGAAAGACCUGGUAGGGAAUCAAGUUGAGGUUGACGAUUAGGGCUCAUAGACUUGUAGAUUUCAUACGCAUCAAAUCACAGACAUAGGCUUAUGAUAUAUAUAUACAAUUGUAUUAAUACGUAGACUUAGAAGAGCAACCACGUAUAGGGAAUGACAAACUUUUGAUAUUUUUAAAAGCUUUAUUCGCAGAACAUUAAUCGAUAAGUUUAACGUUACAUCAAAUGAUCUUUUAUGUUUCUUUGGUUUUCUUUCUUUGUCGCUUCUAAGUUAAAUACAUUAAAUUAAAUUACAUUUUCAGUGAUAUAAACAAUGUGACCUUAAAAUCAGAAGAACAAAAACUGCUAAGAGACGAGUAAAGUAAACCUAGAAUUAGCAUUAACAAUUAAUCGUUACGAAAACUUUUUGCACGCAUUGGCACAUAACUGACACUCGACUAGCAAAUUAGUAGCUAAUUUAGGAUCUACACUAACUGGGGGACAAUGGUUGGGGCAUUCACAGUUUUGUUUAUUUUCAAUAUUUCUAAAUACAUAUUUUACAUUCGGAAUGAUUAAUUAAAUCCCUAUUUUAGCAACUUGUUUCUCGUACUUAAUUAAGACUUUGAGGAAAACGAACAACCGAAUUCAUGAAUCUGCAUUAGUUUACGAUUUUCCGCUGUAACUCCAAGUCACUUUCGAAAAUAAAUUUCAAAUCCAGUCUAA